AUGGGCAUUUUCCAUCAGGAUUUUGAAGGCUUCCGCGACGUCAUUCUUCGCCUUGCCUUCUCAGAUGGCACACUGGCCUCUAAAGCUGUACUGCAAUCGCUUCUCACGGUGUCAGCUAUCCAACGCUAUGGGCCAUCGCUACAGGUAGAUGACUUGAAGUUGUCGGCUCUCCGUGCUUUGAAGAGCUCAAGCGAGCAUGGUAUCGAUGGCUUAGCGGGUGUUCAGCAAGUUGCAGCCCAGAUGCUGCUGUGUUCUUUUGAGGUGAACUGCGCGGCGGUGACGUGGCCAUGGUAUAUCUGUGGCGCAAAUCACAUCCUCACAGUCGGCAAACUGGUCGAAUCCUCAAACGGAAGGGAGCUACAUGAAAUAAUUGAUUGGGUAGCCUACCAGCACGUCAUGUGUCGGUUUGGUCUGCAACAUUGGCGCAAUGGAGACGACUACUGGAAACUACCUGCAAGGAAGCGUCUUGGGAUGCCGACAGUCUGCACUGACCUUACAGCACUUUAUGGAGCGAAAAGCCCCCAUGAGAUUGUCGCAAUUCUCUCUGAGGUGGUUGAGAGUAUUCAAGACCCUUCAGCAUCAUCUUAUCACUCCGCCAGCCAUACAGAAUCCCUCAAGCUGCUUGAAAAUAGACUUGAAACACUACAAUCAUCGUCUUCUACUGGGACGGGUUCCGUUGAUAUACCCGCGGAUUUGGUUGAGCUGUAUAAACUAGCAGCGCUUAUCUACCUAGAACGAGCGUCUACGCGAUCCUCUGGUCCAUCGGUAAAGAUCCAGAAAUGGUUUCAGAAAGCUUAUGGCAUUCUAGAAAAGCAAGAAAUCUACCACUGCCCAUUGCCUCUAUUGGUUUUUGGAAUGGAAUCUCGCAACGAUGAGCAACGAAGGCUAUUUUUGAAACUUGUACGCCAGGCCGCCGUCAGGUCGGUCUCAGUAGCAAUGGAGAAUGUGCACCGCAUGCUUCAGUCCGUAUGGCUACAAGACGACUUGGAAACCGAGAGAGUUCUGGACUAUCGGUUGAAACUGAGGGCUGUCUUUAGUUCAAGUGAGAUACUUCCAUCAUUAGCCUAA
This is a messenger RNA of Clonostachys byssicola, 1068 nucleotides long. The record is from the annotation of a GenBank genome assembly. NCBI's taxonomy places the organism in Eukaryota, Fungi, Ascomycota, Sordariomycetes, Hypocreales, Bionectriaceae.